Messenger RNA from Ipomoea nil (Japanese morning glory), 987 nucleotides. RefSeq names its product receptor-like protein kinase 5. The transcript is spliced from 4 exons. The coding region runs from base 1 to 987 and encodes 328 amino acids. The record is from RefSeq and is a predicted model, not a curated record. Lineage: Eukaryota; Viridiplantae; Streptophyta; Magnoliopsida; Solanales; Convolvulaceae. Gene Ontology annotation, molecular function: protein kinase activity; ATP binding. Gene Ontology annotation, biological process: protein phosphorylation.
AUGGAGAAACAGUUCAUAGCAGAGGUUAAGAUCCUUGGGGGAAUUUGGCACAACAACAUAGUGAAAUUGCUAUGCUGCAUCAGAGGAAAGACGACAAAGCUUCUUGUGUAUGAAUACAUGGACAAACAAUGCCUUCAUAAAUGGUUGCAUGGAAAGAAGAAAGGCUUAACUACUCAAGUCUUGAACUGGGAGACAAGACUAAAAAUUGCCAUUGGAGCUGCACAAGGCCUCUGCUAUAUGCAUCAUGAUUGCAGUCCACCCAUUGUUCAUCGAGAUAUCAAAUCCAGUAACAUACUCGUCGACUCUGACUUCAAUGUCAAGAUUGCAGACUUUGGACUGGCAAAGAUGAUGGCGAGUGAAGGAGAUCCAGAAACAGCAUCUGCUAUUGUGGGAACCUUUGGUUACAUUGCCCGGAAUCACAUAUAUCAUGGGAAUGCAGAAUACAGCAGAACAAGAAAAGUGGACGCGAAGAGCGACAUCUACAGUUUUGGCGUAGUACUCUCGGAAUUGACAACGGAAGAGAAGCAGCUGACAGGAAAUGAGGAUAUGAACCUGAGAAAGACGACAAAGCUUCUUGUGUAUGAAUACAUGGACAAACAAUGCCUUCAUAAAUGGUUGCAUGGAAAGAAGAAAGGCUUAACUACUCAAGUCUUGAACUGGGAGACAAGACUAAAAAUUGCCAUUGGAGCUGCACAAGGCCUCUGCUAUAUGCAUCAUGAUUGCAGUCCACCCAUUGUUCAUCGAGAUAUCAAAUCCAGUAACAUACUCGUCGACUCUGACUUCAAUGUCAAGAUUGCAGACUUUGGACUGGCAAAGAUGAUGGCGAGUGAAGGAGAUCCAGAAACAGCAUCUGCUAUUGUGGAACCUUUGGUUACAUUGCCCCGGAAUACAGCAGAACAAAAAAGUGGACGCGAAGAGCGACAUCUACAGUUUUGGCGUAGUACUCUCGGAAUUGACAACGGGAAGAGAAGCAGUGACAGGAAAUGA